Messenger RNA from Balaenoptera ricei (Rice's whale), 5303 nucleotides. It is a transcript of the gene NACA, whose product is annotated as nascent polypeptide associated complex subunit alpha. Gene Ontology annotation, cellular component: nascent polypeptide-associated complex; cytoplasm. Gene Ontology annotation, biological process: protein targeting to membrane. The coding region runs from base 123 to 5192 and encodes 1689 amino acids. The transcript is spliced from 9 exons. The record is from RefSeq and is a predicted model, not a curated record. NCBI's taxonomy places the organism in Eukaryota, Metazoa, Chordata, Mammalia, Artiodactyla, Balaenopteridae.
UCCCGCCCCCUCCGCCAGGCUUCGUUCUGCAACAGGCGUGGGUCACGCUGUCGCUCGCUCUCUUUCUGCCGCCAUCUUGGUUCCGCGUUCCCCGCACAGCCUCCUUUUUAUUCCCUUCAGAAAUGCCCGGUGAAGCCACAGAAACCGUCCCUGCUACAGAGCAGGAGUUGCCACAGCCCCAGGCUGAGACAGCUUUGCUUCCUGUGUCUUCAGCCUUGAGUGUCACUGCUGCUUUAGGGCAGCCUAAACCUACCCCUACCCCUACCCCACCUUGUUCCCUGGCCUCCCAACAAUGCCCUCUGGCAACCCCUAACCAGCCUUCCUCAUUCCUUUCUCCCUCUACUAUUGCCUCAACCCCUUUUGAAGCUCCUUUUCCUGAGUCAUCCACUGGGACAGCCCUGCCUUUGGGAGCUGCCCCUCCCCCCGCUGGCACCCCAGCUUUCCUACCAAACCUAAUAGGGCCUCCCAUCUCCCUAGCUGCCUUAGCUCUGGCCUCUCCCAUAAUAACUCCAACUCUGAAAGGUGUUCAUUCCUCUUCAGCUCCCUUGGCUCUGGUGGCCUUGGCUCCCCACUCAGUUCAGAAGAGCUCUGGCUAUCCACCUGACCCUCUUAGUUCACCUCCUUCAGUUGCUGUGAUUGAGUCAGGGUCAGUGACAUCUCUGUCAGCUCCAGUUGCUUCCUCAGAACCAAAGCCCUCUCCUCUUCAAGCUCCCUCUCAAGUAGUCCCUAAUCCAAAAGGUACCCCCAGCUCUCCAGGUAUAGUCAGUGCUGUUACUUCCCAUCUUGUAACUCCUUUGGCCUCUCUUCAGUCUGGACUAGCCUCAUGUCCUCAGAUGCCACCUGCCACUCCCCUAGCCAUCCCUUCCCCUCAGGUCAAAGGCAUCCCUAUUUCCUCAGCUCUGACUUCUCCACAAAACCCUGCAAGCCUCAGCCUAAAGGGACCCAUUAGUCCACCUGCUGCUUUAUCUCUUUCAACUCAGUCUAUUCCUGUGGCUCCUCAUGCCCCCCCAGUUUUCCUCACUUCUCUUGGUUCUCCUGUUCAACCUUCAGGUUCUAAUAUUCUGUCAGAUCCCAUAGAGGAUACUGUUUCUGUAGAUCAUUCUUCCACGGGUACCUCUUACCCUUCUCAGAGAUCUCUAAUUCCUCCCCUUCUUUCCAAAAUUGAGGUGGUUCCUACUGCUGUGGCUGCUUUUCCGGUGGGGGCUCCAACUUCCCCUCUGGCUCUGUCUGCUGACAAAGGCCUCUCUACUAUCACUGACAUAGCCUCCUCCAAUGUAGCUACCUCUUCUCUGUUAUCUCCUACAGCCUCUCUCAUUCUCAAAGACUCUCCUAGUGCUGCUCAUCAGCCUUUGGUGGCCCAGAUUCUCGGUUCUUCUCCAGGGAGGCCAGGCUUGAAAGAAGCUCCUGUUUCUUCUGUUGGAACCACCCCACUUGGGAUGGCUAACUCCUCUACAGUUUCUGCAGCACCUGUUACCUUUGAGGUAGCUGCUUGUGUCUCUCUUCCAGUUUUAUCAGGUCCCAUGAGCAGUAAGGACUCAGUUUCCCAAAUUGCCUUGGUUAUGGCGCCUGUGGCUCCCAAAGAGCUUCCUACUCCUCAGGUAACCACCACUUUGGGAAUACCAGUCUCUCAACCUCUGCCAGCCCCCGAGGACCCCAAAAGGCUCCCUGUUUCACCAGCCCUGGCAGCCCCUAAAAAUCUCCCUUCUCUCCAAAGUACAUCAUCUUCUCUGGAGAUAGCUGUUUCUCCUGAAGCCACCUUAGCAAAGAAAAGCUUCCUAGAGCCUCUCCCUGUAGUUAAGCCAGCCAGUACUACUACCUCUUCUCUGGGGGUCAACUCCCCAACCUUUAUAAUCAAGACAGAUUCUUAUGCAAGCCCAGAUCCAACUAGUGUGCUUCUCAAAAGUUCUCUCACUACCCCAACUGUAACUACAUUUCCUUUGGAAAGCACUGCCAUUGAUGGGAUGGCUCCUACAACUGCCAAAGGUACCUCCCCUCCUACACCUGUAGCCAGUCCUUUUCUAGAAGGAGCUGUCUCUUUAGAUUCUAAAAGCCACCCUGCCAAGAAGAGUACUUCCACUCUUACUACUUUACCUUUGGUCCCUCCAACCUCUGAAAGUUGCCCUGUGGCUCCAGCUGGGACUUUAUCUCCCCAGAAUGUUUCUGCUUCUCCAGCUACUGUGGCACAGGUCCCUGAAAUUCCCAAGUCUGAGUCUUUUCCCCCUCUUCCUCCAGCUGGUAUUCCUCAAGGUGCAAAGAAAGUUCAUGAUAUUUCUCAAACUUCAGCAUUGGCACCUGUGGCUUCCUCUCCUGAAGGGUACCCAGCUGAGGACUCUGGGGCUUCUGUUACUGCAUCUUCCAAAGGAACUUACCUAACUGACUCCCCAUCUCCUUUAGGGACUAGUGUGUCUCCUCAAAGCAAAAGAACUCCAACCAAGAAGGGUUCAGCUACUACUACCUUAAGUCUUGCUCCUUCUGUUUCUAAAAGUGUACCUGCUAUCCCUGAUACUCCUGCUGGAAAUCUGUCAUUCACUAUUUCUCCAGUUGAAGCUUCCUCUCUUCCAGAGGCCAAUCUUUCUUUUCAUGUCCAUAAAGGAUCACUAGCCAAGAAGCAUUCCCCUACUCCCCCAUCCCCCAAAGAGGCUCCCAUUCCCCUACCUAUGUCUCCUGCUUCCCCCAAAGCGGGGCCAGCAACCCCAUCCCCUAAAGAAACCCUAACUCCUCCACCUGUGACUCCUUCCUCCCCCAAAGGAGCCCCAGCAACUCCAUCUCCCAGAGAGUCCCCAGCUACCCCAUCUCCCAAAGAGGCCCCCACUCCCUCAGUUGUGGCUCCUCCUUCCCCCAAAGGGGGACCAGCAACCUCAUUACCUAAAGAGACCCCCACUCCUCUAGCUGUGACUCCUUCCUCCCCCAAAGGACCCCCAACUACCCCACCUCCCAAAGGAGCCCUUACUUCCCCCAAAGGAGACCCAGCAACUCCAUCUCCCGAAGAGCCCCUCACUCCGUCAGCUGCGGCUCCUCCCUCUCCCAAAGGGGGCCCAGCAACCACAUCUCCCAAAAGAGCCCCAGCUACCCCACCUCCAAAGGGGGGCUCCACUCCCCCAGCUGUGGCUCCUCCUUCCCCCAAAGGAGACCCAGCAACUCCAUCUCCCGAAGAGGCUCCUGUUCCCUCAGCUCUGACUCCUUCCUCCCUCAAAGGGACUCCAGCCCCCAUAAGAGCUCCAGCUAUCCCACCUCCCAAAGGGGAUUCCACUCCCCCAGCUGUGGCUCCUCCCUCCCCCAAAGGAGGCCCAGCAACUCCAUCUCCCAAAGGAACCUCAGCUACCCCACCUCCCAAAAGAGAUUCCACUCCCCCAGCUAUGGCUCCUCACACCCCCAGAGAGGCCCCAGCAAAUCCACUCAAAGGAGCCUCCACUCCCUCAGCUGUGGCUCCUCCCUCCCCCAAAGGGGGCCCAGCAACUCCAUCUCCCAAAAGAGCCCCAGCUACUUCACCUCUCAAAGGAGACCCUACUCCCCCAUCUGUGGCUCUUCCCUCCCCCAAAAGAGCCUCAGCAACUCUGGUCCCCAAAGAGUCUCCAGCAACCCCAGACCCCAAAGAGGUCCCCACUUCCCCAGCCAUGGCUCCUUCCUCCCCCAAAGGGGGCCCAGCAAGUCCAUCUCCCAGAAGAGCCCCAGCUGCCCCAUCUCUCAGAGGAGACCCUACUCUGCCAUCUGUGACUCCUCCCUCCCCAAAAAGAGCCUCAGCAACUCCAGCCCUCAAAGAGGUCCCUACUCCCUCAGCUGUAACUCCUCCCUCCCCCCAAAAGUCUCUAGCCCCCAAAGGGGGGCCAGCAACCUCAUCCUCCAAAGGGGCUCCCACUCCCCCAGCUGUGAUUCCUCCCUCCCCCAAAGAGGCCUGUACUUCCCCAGUUUCAGUCACAUGUCCCUUGGGCUCCACUGCACCUCAGGCAUCUAAAGGGCCCCCAAUAAAGAAAGGCCCCACGGCUCUCAAAGCAGUGCUUGAUGCUCCAGCUCUAGAAAGUGCACCACUCAUCACAGCUCCCACCCAGAAGAAGAGUUCUAUUUCACCUCCUGUGUGCCCAGAUCCCUCAACUCAGAAUGGUACUAAAGGAUCCCUUCCUACAGUGGCUCCAGCUCCUCUACUGACAGUCUGCACUCAGAAAGGUUCUCCAAAGGCUCCAAAAGCCCUCCCUAUUUCUCUUUUAAAGGGCAAAGACUCUUUCCAUUCCCCAAAGGGCCCCUUGGCUCCUCCUGAGUCUGAGACGUCUACCCCUUCAGUAGCAGCUGCCCCAGAGAAGGUCCUUCCUAAAGCUGGAUCUGCAUCUGUCUCUCCAGCACCUACCCCAUCAGUCUCUCUGCCUCUUGCUCCCUCCCCAGUUCCCCCUUUGCUCCCUAAACAGCAAUCUCUGCCGUCCUCACCUGGGCUGGUGCUGGAAUCACCCCGUAAGCCCUCAGCCCCUGCUGAUGAGGAUGAGCUGCCGCCUCUGAUUCCCCCGGAACCAAUCUCGGGGGGAGUGCCUUUCCAGCCGGUCCUCGUCAACAUGCCCACCCCCAAACCUGCUGGGAUCCCUGCCCCAACCCCCUCUGCCAAGCAGCCUGUUCUGAAGAAUAAUAAGGGGUCUGGAACAGAAUCUGAUAGUGAUGAAUCAGUACCAGAGCUUGAGGAACAGGAUUCUACACAGGCAACUACACAACAAGCCCAGCUGGCAGCGGCAGCUGAAAUCGAUGAAGAACCAGUCAGUAAAGCAAAACAGAGCCGGAGUGAAAAGAAGGCACGGAAGGCUAUGUCCAAACUGGGUCUUCGACAGGUUACAGGGGUUACUAGAGUCACUAUCCGGAAAUCUAAGAAUAUCCUUUUUGUCAUCACAAAACCAGAUGUAUACAAGAGCCCAGCUUCAGAUACCUACAUAGUUUUUGGGGAAGCCAAGAUCGAGGAUUUAUCUCAGCAAGCACAGUUAGCAGCUGCUGAGAAAUUCAAAGUUCAAGGUGAAGCUGUCUCAAACAUUCAAGAAAACACACAGACUCCAACUGUACAAGAGGAGAGUGAAGAGGAAGAGGUUGAUGAAACAGGUGUGGAAGUUAAGGACAUAGAAUUGGUCAUGUCACAAGCAAAUGUGUCGAGAGCAAAGGCAGUCCGAGCCCUGAAGAACAACAGUAAUGAUAUUGUAAAUGCUAUUAUGGAAUUAACAAUGUAACCAUCUUGAAAAGAGGACCUUUUUUUGGUGUUUCAAAAGAGUAACUGCAGCUGGGUUUGAAAUUUGUACUGUUUCUAUCAUUAAUAAAGUUAUGGCUUCUUGUUGGAUGAA